This is a messenger RNA of Acomys russatus (golden spiny mouse), 1323 nucleotides long. RefSeq names its product endothelin 2 (gene Edn2). The coding region runs from base 70 to 606 and encodes 178 amino acids. Gene Ontology annotation, cellular component: extracellular region. The transcript has 5 exons. NCBI's taxonomy places the organism in Eukaryota, Metazoa, Chordata, Mammalia, Rodentia, Muridae. Gene Ontology annotation, biological process: regulation of systemic arterial blood pressure by endothelin; intracellular calcium ion homeostasis; vein smooth muscle contraction. The record is from RefSeq and is a predicted model, not a curated record. Gene Ontology annotation, molecular function: endothelin B receptor binding; hormone activity.
CAGCUUAGCAGCAGGACACUGGCGACAGGCGCUCCCUGCUCCUUCGGACCAGCCAAGCGCGCUGCUGCUAUGGUCUCCACACCAACCGCCUGGUGUUCCAUCGCUCUGGCCCUGCUUUUGGCUCUGCAUGAAGGGAAGGGCCAGGCAGCUGCCACCCUGGAGCAGCCAGCAUCAGCACCCAAGGGCCGAGGCCCCCACCUGCGUUUCCGUCGUUGCUCCUGUAAUUCCUGGCUUGACAAGGAGUGUGUGUACUUCUGCCACCUGGACAUCAUCUGGGUGAACACUGCAGGACAGACAGCUCCCUACGGCCUGGGAAAUCCGCCAAGGCGCCGGCGCCGCUCCCUGCCAAGGCGUUGUGAGUGCUCUUCUGCCGGGGACUCUGCCUGUGCCACCUUCUGCCAUCGAAGAGCCUGGCCUGAAGCUCUGGUCAUCCCAAGCAGCCAGACUCCUGUAACUACAUCCAAGACUGGCGAGAGGUGGGCCGCUGAGGGAGACCUCCUCCGAAAGCUGAGGGAUAUUUCUGCCACCAAGCUCCGCUUUGCCAGGCUACAGCCGGUGGUGACAAGAGAAGCCAGCCCUGCACACUCUAGAAGGAGGAAGAGAUAACAUCGUGAGCUGCAGGACCAUUGAGAAGGAAGCCCACGUGGAGACGAGGGAAUGGGCAGCUGGUGGGAGACCCUACGCCUGUCUCCUGGGCCAAGGCCUCAGCUCUGGUCAGCCAGACCCAUCUGAUGGCUUCAGCACAAGCUCUGGCCUCUCUUACAGCAAGCAGCUCUGUGCCCUUACACUGCCAGGGCCACCCUCAGCACCUGGGCAACAGUGCAGCCUCCCAGUGCUGGCUGCUGGCUACAGCACUGCUUGAAAGAGCUGUGUGAGGCCAAAUGAACACGCUGACUGUGUCCUGAGGAGUGUCCUGUUCGCUGGACUGCAAUCCAGGAGAAAGCCCCACAGCAGGACACAAUUACCUAAGCCACACCUGGAGACAGGUCAGGUCAGCCUGAUGACUGACAUCCUGGCUGGCCCCAGUGGCCCUCUUUGGUCCCCCUACCCUAGAGGUCUUGCCAUCUUGUUCUCUUGGGACACUUUUGGGGAUGCAGAGCCUGCUCGGCCUCCCUCAUCUGUAUAUAACUUACUUGCUCUGAGAACUUUGAGAUUCUUAUUUAUUUUUAACAUAUUUUUUUAGAGCCUCCGUUGUUUACUUAUGGAACUCCUGUUUGUAAUAAAGGAUGAAAUGGUCUUGUAGGAGUUUUGUCUUGGCCAAGCAGAGGUGAGAGGCUCCUUCCAGGAGGGUCCAUUUGGAUGUUAAAAGGACACGGGAAGAAG